AUGACCGGGUCUUUCUCGUCCGGGUCGCUCCCCUCCCUGGUGAGCCUCUGCACACGAGAGCUCUCCGAUGAAAGCGUCUCCUUCACCGCGCUGCAGUCGCUCGAGACCGACUGCGGGUCUUUGCUGGAGUCGCUCCCGGUUCUGCCCCACGAUGAUGACCACCACAGCCAGCCUCUCCUGCUGCUGGACUCCCACUCCGGCAGCCUCUCUCCGACAUCGGCCCUGGCGGCCAGCGCCCCGGGGCAUGCGCCACCUGCCGCUGGGACCUCCCUCCUCCGGGUGAUUCUCCCCAACCUGGACACCACGGUCAUUGAAGUUCGCGAGGAGGAGGUCCUGCUUGAGGUCUUCCGGCGCCUGUGCACCCGUCGUGGGCUCUCCUUCGGCGAUUACACCUUCGAGGGGGCCCUCAUCCGGCCCUCGGCCAUCUCUCUCAACAGUGGUCGGUCGUCCAGCCGGGGGUCCACCACGACCGAUCUGCUGGCCAGCGUCUCGCCGAGCCUGAGCACCAGCAGUGCCGACAACGAGGACCCCGUCCGGACUCCGGUCCCCAGCAGCCCCCGGCUGGGCGCCGGUGCUGGGCCCAUCGAACUGGACCUGACCUGGCAAUUCCGCCAGUAUCACCAGCCGCCUGAGCAACUCCUGCUGGAAGUGCGCAUGAGGCGCAUUCGUCGGAAGGUCUUCCUCGGAGGGGCUGUCAACAGCGGGCACAAUUCGCGCACCACCUCGGUGGAAUCCUCGUCUUCGCAGCAGCAGCACCAGCAGCACCAGCAGCAGCAGCACCAGCAGCAGCAGCAGCAGCAGCAGCAGCAGCAGCAACAGCACAUGUCCUGGACGGCCAACUCCACCGGGACCCUACGGCGUGUCCUGCGCCCCGGGCCGGGCCCCAUUCCCUUCGGCACUGAGGCGAAUUCCUCCGCCCCAGGAAGCCCGUUCAGCGCGCAGGGUGGCCCUUCGGCCACCCCGUCGCCCGUGCCUCCGGGCUCCGGCGCAUCGCGCCAUCCGUCCGCCGUCAGUCCAGUCCCCCUGUCAAGUGCCGGCGCCACUGGCGGAUCAUCCAGCGGCUCCUUGCUGACCGUGUCCGGCCCCAGCUCCUCGGGCGAGCUAUCACCCAAGAAGCCGGGCCGACGCCGGGCCCUGAGCGUCAGCGUUCGAGAGAAGUUUUCCCAAAUUUGGGGCGGCGCCUCGGGUCCCGGAUCGGCGGCCGUCUCGCCCAGCGGCGGGAUCAUGCCCCCGCCCGGGGGUGUCCCGGUGGCCGAGGCCUCUGGCGGUGGGUCCAGCGGCAGCCCCCCCCUGGUGGCCGGGGCUCCGCAGUCCGGCAGUCCAUCGGUGCCGGUGGCCAGCGCCCCGGGCCAGCCGAUCUCCACGGCCUUCAGCCACCAUGCACUUCCUGUCACAGCCAUCCCGCCCAAUGGCCGGUCUCCUCGGCGGUCGGCCUCGCACACCGGCCUGGCCACCCUUUCCAUGGCCAGCGACUUCUCGCUCCCUCCGCUGAACACCGGUUGUGCCGGGGCCACCGGCCCGCCGGAUGCUGUCUACUCCCUCACGGUGGGCGGCUCUUCCGGCAUGGCCACCGGCACCAGCUCGCCCCGGCGGCCGGCUCUCUCCUCCAUGACCUAUCUGGCCCCGGUGGAGGACGCCUCGCCGUCGAUCCCCCCGCUGCCGGACAGCCCGACCCUCGGGUCGCCGACGGGCGCCUCGCAGCCGGACCGGUCCUCCUCGCUGGAUUCCUGCAUCUCCGUCCCAUCCAUCACCCUGAACGAUGAGGAGACCAUCCUCAUUGGGGCCGACACCGGCCGGGCGGAGGAGUUCUCCGCCUCGCCGACCACCCUACUGCCGCCACUGUCGUCGCUGGACAGCCCUCCUCGCCGGGGCAAUUCGAACCUGGUUCGGUCCGCCUCCCGGCCGGUGGUCAGCUUUGCCACCGGCACCAUGGGCGAUGAUGUUGGCAUCCCGGAGUCUGAGUUUGCCGAGGGCGGCAUCUUCCAUGGCCUCAGCACGUUGGAGCUGAACAAGCUGUCCCAGCCCAAGGAUCCCGGCACCACGUUCAACAGCCAGACCCUUCGUCGGAGGUCCGUUGCCCGGCCCCGGUCCAUGUCCAUCUCGGUGCCCAAGCACCCGCCGCCUGCUGUGCCGCUCAGCAGCUCCGAGGCCCUGCAGCGGGUGGUGGACGCCUCCUCCACCGGGACAUCUUCCUGCGCAUCUCCCUCGAGCCCGGCUGCCCCGGUCUCGGGGCAUGCCUCCUCCGCGUCGCUCGGUGCUCUGCCUCCCUCCAUUUCCGGCGCCAGUGAGCUGAUCUUCCUGCGCGUGCACAUGGAAAGCUCGAUGCUCAUGUCGGCCGUGGAGAAUAGCACCUCUCAGGCGGCCUCCCACUCGACCAUGGUGGCCGUCAGUCCGUCGGCCACCAUGGAGGAGGUUCUGUCGGAUGUGUGCUCUCGCAAGGGGCUGAACUUCGAAAAGCACACGCUCUUCUUGCCGUCGGGUGUGGGCCCCGGCGGCGGGGCCGCGGUGGCCGUGCAGCUGGACCGCACGGUGGCCGAUUACCACCUGAGCUCGCACUCGCGCAUCCACUUGAUCCGGUCCAGCACUCGGCUGUACUCGACUUUCUCGGUGUCGGAGUCCGGCCGGGAGGUGCUGGUGUUGCGCAUGUUCCGCGAUCACCCCCGCGUGGCCCUCGCCACCGAGGCCCAGCUGAUCGAGCGCAUGACCGACGACCGGGACACCUCGGCCUCCGGCGCCGGCUUCGCCGAGUCUGGGCGCACUGUGUCCGAGGAGGGCGGCCUUCCGUCGCUUCUGCACCCGGUGGCCGAUGCCGGCCUCAUCCGGACCUUCCUCAUGACCUUCCGGGCAUUUAUCACCCCGGCCGACCUGUUUGACAUGCUGGUCGCUCGGUUCAAUGCCUCCCCACCGGAAGAUGCCACCGAGGAGGACGUUGCCCAAUAUCGGCGGUCCAUUCGCAUUGUCCGCGUAAAGAUCCUCUACUUCCUGGAGCUCUGGCUGUCCGGGCACUUCCACGACUUCUCGGUGUACGAUUCGCCGCUGGAUCGUCGGCUUCGGUCAUUCCUCAGUGCGCUGGAACUAUCCGGGCAAAGCCGCCCGGAGUGGCUGACCGUGCGCCAGAAGUACAUCAAGCUGAUCCGGGAGAAGUCGUACCAACUGAGCAUCGAUUACAGCCCGCUGCCCAUGUUUGCCGAGCCGUCUGCUCCGCCGACCGUGCAGCCGGGCUUCAUCGUGUCGCUGCACUCCUGGCAAGUGGCCGAACAGCUGUCCAUGCUGGACUUCAAGCUCUUUGAUGCCAUCCACGAUGUGGAGUUCCUGGACUUCAUUUGGAACUUCAACGGCAAGCCGCGCAAUCAGACGGACUUGAAGUCGGCGCUGGAUGUCUCCCUCGAGGCCAACCUCUUUGUGGAGAUCCCCGAAACGACGAUCGGCGCGGCGGCCGCCAUGCAGCGUGAUGCCCUGGACCUGGGGACCGUCCUGGCGGCCGGGGUGAACAUCGCCCAGCCGCUGCUGCUUGGCCCGCGGUCGCGCAGCCCGCUCCCCAGCCCGAAUCUCAUCCGGGCCAUUCGCCGGUCGAACCAGCAAAUCCUUUGGGUGGCAUCGGAGAUCCUGGCCGAGGCGCACCUGGACCGCCGGGUGAAGGUCAUGCGCCGGCUGAUCAAGGUGGCCCAUGUGUGCCUGCAGCAGGGGAACCUCCAAACGGCCUUGUCCCUGACGCAGGGGCUCAUGUCUUACCCGGUGUCGCGACUCCGGCGAACGUGGGCCGGCCAGACCACCGCCGUUCGGCGCCAGUACCAGGAGCUGGAGAGCCUGCUGGAUCCGUCGCGAAAUAUGCGCAACUACCGGCAGGCCCGGUCGCGCCUGCGCGCGCCGGCCAUCCCCUUCCUGCCGGUCCUGACCAAGGACCUGACCUUCCACAAUGAUGGCAACCCCCUGCGGGUGGUCCUGUCGGCGGAUGACUCGGCCGGGGGGCUGAUCAACUUCGAGAAGCUCCGGAAUAUGGCGGCAUAUGUGCGCCGGGAGGCGCGUCCGGGCUUGGAUGACCCGUAUCCCGGGCCGAUGGUUGCUGCCGGCACGCAGGCCGGGACCGACGAUCGGACGGCCUCGCCCUCGCCGUCGGCCGGCCUCCCGCCGGCCUCCUCGGCGACCACCGCCGGAGGGGGGGCGCCCCACUCCUCCGGGAAUGGGGUCACCAGUCUCGAGGACGAUUCUUCAUAUGACUACCCGGGACCGCCGCCCCCGCGCAUCCCCUACCUCUUCGAGGUCCACGCCAAGGCGAUUGAGUAUCUGACCCAGCUGCCGAUCCGGUCACUUGACGACCUGGAGCGGCGGUCCAAGGAGCUCGAGCCCCCGCAGCAGGGCUAAUGUGGUGGCGGGCACCAUCCUUCCUUCCCUUCCCCUUU
Molecule: messenger RNA, 4400 nt
Organism: Fonticula alba
Lineage: Eukaryota; Rotosphaerida; Fonticulaceae
Exons: 4
Coding region: 1-4362 (1453 amino acids)
Biological process (GO): Ras protein signal transduction; positive regulation of GTPase activity
Cellular component (GO): plasma membrane
Molecular function (GO): guanyl-nucleotide exchange factor activity
Source: RefSeq, a predicted model, not a curated record